GAAAAUUGCAUAGCUCUGAAUAAACAUCUUGUCUUGGACCCUAAGGCAGGGGGUGGAGUGUUUUACGAAAAAAAGAAAGACCAAUUGAUGCAAUCACAGGACCCAAAUCGCAUCGACGAGGUGGACCUUUUUUGCUGUGAGGGCUGGGACACCUUCCCAAGUAGGGACAUGCCAGCCAGCUUUAAUUUUGGAAGCAUCUUCCACUAUCUUGAAGAGACAAUGCCUCAACUUGGUGAUAUCCUUAGGCAGACUGAAGAUAGAGAAAGUGAUAGAGAGUCUGGUGAUGAAGCCUGUGAUAUUGUAGAAGAGGAAAUUGUGGUGCUCCAGGACCCAUUUGAGGAUGAUGAGAAAGCAGAGAUAAAAUGUAGCAAAAAGCUGCGCAGAGGGUUACUGUAUGUCAAAAGUGGACAUGUCCGCAACAUUCAGGACAACUUACCUGGUCGCAUACAUUUAUACAAAGCUCAAGUUAGAGCAUCAAUGAGGGAGAAAGCCUACAUGGUAAAAGUGGCACUAUCACAAGUUUCAGGUAGUAUCGUGAAGUGUAUCUGUGACCAGGCAUGCCCACAGAGGGCUUUAGGAAGGUGCAGUCAUAUCAGUGCCUUAUUAUUCUCCCUCCUGAUACAUAAGAAUUUGAAUGGGCCAGGAGGUAAGUUGUUGGUUUGGUUAAUACAGGACAUAGCAGGCAAGUAA
Frankliniella occidentalis (western flower thrips) is the source of this 690-nucleotide messenger RNA. RefSeq lists its product as uncharacterized. Gene Ontology annotation, molecular function: zinc ion binding. Bases 88 to 690 code for a protein of 200 amino acids. The record is from RefSeq and is a predicted model, not a curated record. The transcript is spliced from 2 exons. NCBI's taxonomy places the organism in Eukaryota, Metazoa, Arthropoda, Insecta, Thysanoptera, Thripidae.